GUCGGGGGCCUGACGGGGUGGACGGGGUCCUGGCGCCGCCAUAUUGCAGUCAGUUCCCUUGUUGUUCUGUGGAUGUGAAUGAGUCGCGGGAGAGACGGACGGACUGGGAGAGGGAGAGAGAGGCACACACAUCGUUAUCGCUUCAGCUCCGUCACCUGAAGCACUUUCCCCUCCCCAUCCCCCAACCCUCCCCUCCCCAAAUUAACACUGUCGCUGAAGGUUGCAUCCAAUUUAGGGGCUUGGAAAACCAAAUUCAGACAAAUUACCAAUUAAACGAUUUGUCAAUUCAGAGGCAUACAUAUUGAUUAAAAUGCUUGCUGUGAGGGAAUUCCCUGACUGCUCUCUGCCGGAUUGAGACCGUGUGGUGACAAGAAAAUAUUGAAAACACCCACAUCGAACUGAAAGGAGACAGUUUUACUUCAACUAUGUCCGGAAUUGCAUUGAGUCGGCUUGCGCAAGAAAGAAAAGCCUGGAGAAAGGAUCAUCCUUUUGGCUUUGUUGCAGUACCAACAAAGAAUCCAGAUGGUACUUUAAACUUAAUGAACUGGGAAUGUGCUAUUCCGGGUAAAAAGGCAACGCCGUGGGAAGGUGGGCAGUAUAAGCUUCGGAUGCUGUUUAAGGAUGACUACCCCUCAUCGCCACCAAAGUGUAAAUUUGAGCCUCCAAUAUUCCACCCGAAUGUGUAUCCCUCUGGUACUGUGUGUCUAUCCAUUCUAGAGGAAGAUAAGGAUUGGAGACCUGCUAUUACUAUUAAGCAGAUAUUACUAGGAAUUCAAGAACUUCUAAACGAACCAAACAUUCAAGACCCAGCACAAGCAGAAGCAUACACAAUCUACUGCCAGAACAGAGUAGAGUAUGAAAAACGAGUGCGAGCACAGGCCAAGAAAUUCGCUCCAACAUAAAACCCAGCAACUAAAGGAUGUGGAUUUCUGACUGUCGGCUGAGAAAGAAGGCACGCUUUUCACAUUUAGCAAGUUCCUGUUACAAGCAAUUGGCAGUCUUUGGGGAAAAUAAAUUGCAUCGUUACUCGGACAGUUCUAGUUCACAAAAAAUGGCAAAUCAUCUCGGCACAAAACUCGUGUUUCUGUGGCGGCUGUAGUAAAUUUCUUUUAUUUUAAAAAAAAAAGGCCCUAGUGUUCAAUGGUUCAAUUGACCCUUCUUCAGUGUAGCCAGAAUUUGGGGCUCCAGUUUAGUGCUGGCUAACAUGCAAAAUGUGGUUGGAUUUUUCUUUCUUCCCAGUUUAUGUCCAUGAAUGGUUUUUCAGACCUAACCUUAAUCAUCCUGGCAUAUUUGGCAAAUGUUUGGACCAUUCUUCGGGAGGAAGAUUUUACACGAAGAAAGUGAGAACAGUUACAGAUCCAUUUGCAUACCAUGAUCUGCAUUUUGCUCUAAAUGCCAAGGCUUUCUUAAAUCCACAUUGGCCCUUCGAAAGAGACUUGGAAGACCUGUAAUAAAUGAUGUAUUUUAAAAAGAAACAGUUAAUAAAAUGUUCUUUCUAUCCACCUGUUCUGCCCCACCCCUAGUACUUGCAAACAUGUGUGAUGUUCCCUAUAUAGGUUGCUGUCAUAGUUGAAAGAACUUGCAGCUCUUCCUGAGCAGUUUCUGAUACACGGGAGCUGAGUGGAUGUUCUCAGCCUGCAGCGCAGCGCAAUUGCUUUUAACUUUUUAAAUUGGUAACUCCAUUUCAAAUGCGGUGGCAUGGCGCGUGUGACUUGUCUGAUUGCAGCUGUCUGCACGUGUAUUCUCUUGUCUCCUGCUCUCACUUUUUGUUUUGCUGUGGACUUCCUCCCUUUGCUCUAGUUCUGGGUAAAGUGACACUCACUCACCUUAUUUUCUCUCUGGAAAGUUAAGUAAACUGUUACAAAUGUUUCCAAAGUCUGGGAAUGGUUUUUAUUUAAAGAAGUGGUGCGAAGGUAUCUUGUAACAUCUUUGUGCAGGGUUGCCGGGCUUGCAGAAAUGAUAUUUGAAUUAGCGUGAAGUUGGUUUGCAUAAAAAGCAAAGUGCAUGUUUAAGAUUGGACUGUAGAUGCUUGUUCAUCACUUGCAAGUACAGAUUGCUAAUGAAUAUUUUCCAGUAUUUUGCAAUUGAUAUUUUUGAUAAAGCAAUUGCUCAAAAGUACUAAAUUUUGUGCUGCUGGGAAUAGUACAGCUUUUUCUUUUUAAAAAAAAAAAAGUCUCUAAUUGGGUACAGUUAUUUGCUUGACUCCUUAAACUUGUUUUGGAAUGAAUCAGGUUGGGGGUUUUGCUUGCAACUAGGUCAGAUCCUCUUUCAAUCAAUUCUGAAGGCUAGUUGACGUCUUAUUUUGGUUAAGAUAUACACUGUUGACAUGUUGCCUUGAGGAGGCCAGUAGAUUUUUUUUCAGUGAGGAAGGUUGCUACUAAUUGUGGGAAGAGCUAGUAGAAUACACCACAAAGUAGAUUCUUUUGUGGUCCUCUUACUUUUAAGGAGAUGGUUAAAACUGAACCUGUUGCUGGAUUAGUGUUCAGUUAAUGGAAUCCAUUGUUGAACUGUAUUGGUUUUCUAAGUAGUUAAACUUGUACUGCUUGUCUUUUCAGGCUUGAGACUCAAACCUGCUGGACAGUUAAAUUAUAAUUAUGCAAAUGCCUGUAAUUUACUGGAUUCAAUCAGGGCAGACAGUAGUACAGUAAUAAACAGGCCAUCUUUGUUACUGAGACUUCAGAAAUCCAAUUUGAUUUGCUUGUUGGGAUGUGCAACUUAAGUUGUCAGUGUAAUCACACAUUUUAGAAUUGCAACCUUUACAUUGGUGGCGUGGCAUGGCAUAUAAUAGAUCUGGCAGUAUGACUCCUGUCAGUGUACAUGAAGGAUGCUUUGAAAUAGUAAAAAUCUGAAUUUCAGUGCUUUCGACCACUUGGCAGGUUUAGUGUAGCUGUUUCACUCUGAAAAGAUUGUUCCACAAUACCAAGUGUCCACCUUGCUGAUCAACUUGGUGUUUUUAACUGUACGUUUUGGUGAUGCCAUGCAUUUAAAGUGCAGGAGACCUGAACUAUAAAGAUAGUGAAUUCCAAUGCACUUGAAAUGGUUCCUGAUUUUCACCUAGCUUUGUGCUGUCUGACUUCUGAAUUUCUGUAGUUGGCAGAACUCUCCUGUAGCAUUUAGGUCAUUCCUCUGUGCUUGGAUCAGUCUCUAUGAUCCAUAGUAGGUUAGCUUUCCUUGGUUUGCUUUUAAAUUUCAGGCUUCCUGAACUGCUUUGCUUAUUCACAUUUUUUCGGUCACGUUUAUUUGAAAAAUCAUUCUCUGCAUGUUUUGUGUUGCUGGCAGGGCUAGCAUUUAUUUCUUGCCUGUGUAUGGUUGAGCCCUGGAUCCCUGAAAAAUAAUCUCUGGUUUUGGAAGGAAUUUGACUACUGUGCAAGGCAACAUCAGCCUUUUUUCUGUUGGCUGAAAUCUUAGCAAUAACACUACCAGUUCUACAUCUGGCACUUCAUGUUGAAUAUCACUUGGUUUAAGUUACUGCUAAUAAUAGAUAUUCCAUAGCUUCUCAAUACUUUUACUAAAUAUCAAAAAGAGAAUGUGGUGAUAAACCAUAUUGAUCCCUGUCUCCUGUCUGUUCUCAUCCCCUGUCUUUUUUUGUUUUCUUACCCUGCCACCCCCCUCUGUUAGCCUGUGCUUUCCCCUCCCCCUCCACCAUUGCAAUGUGACAUUACUACUGUAUUUUUCGCCUGAUCCUGUGUUCUGUCUAGAUGGUUUUGGCUGCUGUUGUCAUGUGUGCUGUCAUGCUAAGGGAUCUAGUUUUUCUUUCAGUGCCUUGUGUUUCUAUACGAAAAAUGUUGAGGCUGUCUCUGCACAGCAUGGGUGAAUUGGCUUCAUCUUGUUAAAAUAACCCUGUUGUACUGCUCACUGUCCCUCCUCCAAGUCCACCCCCCCAGCCCUUCCCCCUCCUCAACUGUCUGUCUCUGUCUGUCUCUCUUCCCGCUGCCCUCUCCCAACUACACUGGUUUUAAUUCCCCCAUGUGUGGUAAAAGUAGAAUGAACUGAACCAUAGGAUACAAUCUAAAUCCCAUUUUUAGCUAUGAUAGUUGCUUUUAAAUCAUAUGCUUCUAAAUCAUAUUCCAUAGCUCCUCUUAUGUCCUUUAUGUACAUUCCAUGAUGGCAUUGUUGCUGAUUUUGUUAAUACUACCAUUUUGGUCAUGUGAAAGAAAUGGGACUACAUAAAUGGUGAUAAAACUCAAUCUGUCUUGUAUCGCAUCUUGUCAAUUCUUAAUUAUUGCUUCUCACAUUUAUUAUUAAACAUAAGAUUUAGACCACAAUUGCAGCAGUAUGGCUGAAUCCUAUGGUAUCCUUGAUUUGGUGGGAAGCAGGAGAAAUGUCAUGUUCUCUUGCAUGAAGCAUGAUUUGCCCAUGCCUACUUGGCAUUUCACACUUAAAUUCUGUCAGUCACCAGUGUUAAAAUCUUUGUCUAAAUGAUUGUCUUUGUUGUAAGUGUACAGUGUUAAACAUCUAGUAGCAUAUGUAAACUGUAAUUUUCAAGAAGGUUCUGCUGCCUCCACAGAUUUCAACUAGCAACGACCCUUUCUGCAGUCCAGUUUUGAACAGUGGUUGUCUCAGGAACCUGUGGAAUCAUGAGUUCAGGAUGUGCUCUCCAAGUUUAUUCCUGACCAGAUAAUUAUUUGGAACAGUGCAUUCUCACUCUUCAAUGUACAUGUGACUUUGUAGUAAAAGUUGAAGAUGCUGAUUCCAGGGAAGAGAAUUUUUAAAAAAAAUUAAUAGUAACAUUUUCUCAAUUGGAAAGUGACUUAUCUAUCUAAUAACGUAGUCUAAGAUUACAGCCAUUCUUCAGAGAAUUUUUGAGCAAUGAGGGCUGAUAACCAAUUCUCUCCACCACCUGCUCUCCCCUCUUGUUAUGUGAAAUAUAAUUAAUCCAAUCUCAAUUGUGUAUCCAUUCCAAUUGACCCAGAACAGGUAACUUGCUAAAAGAAUAGUAACGAAAACACCCUUGGAACACUGGGUACGUCCAUUUCUUUGUUUAUAUUUUUUGAUGGAUAAAAUGACAAAAAUAAAAUUUAAAAAAAAAAGUAAACCAGUGUUCCAGGGUGACACUGUAAACUUGUACAAUACUUUUAUAUCUUUUUUUCAUAGUCCAUUGGGUUUUGAAAAUGGAAUUGGCAUGUCUUUAGAAAAACAUGCUGAUUUUAAUGUCAGCCCCACCCCACCUGCCAACCUGUUCCUGUCCCUCAUCCCCCUUUCUCCCUCUCCUGGAAAAGAGACAAAAAAGAAACAAAAAAAAAAAAUUGAUGGUUGUAAUGGUUGCUAUUGCAUGGCCUUGUGUGGUUGGGACUAUGUAGUGUUUUUGUGUCUUGUGUGUCACCUUGCUCACCAUGUUGUUAAAGUUGGAUGGCAUUGACUGUGGUCAUUAUGAUCAAGUCAUUCUGAACCCCCAUGGUUACAAUCUUGUUGCUGCUCAAGUCUCAAUGAUCUUGGGUCAAGCCAGCUUUUGAUUUGGAAACAGUAAAAGUGCCCUUACAUUCACAAACCUCCGUACUUCUGUUUUUCAGUUGCUCGGAUUGGAAGUUGUGCUGUCGUAGAACUGUGGUGUUUUUGAGUUAUCUCAUACUUUUCAAAAUAGUCUGUGUUGCACCGAGCACAAACCUUUUGGAAAAUUUUUUUAAAAGCUGGGUCAAAUAUGAAGGGUGUUCUCAACAUGUACGAAAUGUCUUUUGGAUACAGUAUCUGAACUUUGUAAUUGCUUUUAGAUUUUGAUCAAAAUGUAGGUAAGGCAAGCUUUCUUUCUCUUCCUCUGCAGUUUGUUGUUCAUUCAGAACUGCAUGGCUUGUUUGUCUCUAACAUCUGUACUGUCACCAAAUAUGUAGUGAUUUCUUAACACAACACUGCAAGCCAGUUUACUACUUACCAAUUUGUAUUUACCAUUGUAAUACAAUUUCUCAGUUGCAAGUGUUGCUGAUACUUUUAUAGUUUGCUCGUUAACUUUUGUUUUCCAAUUGGACAAAAAACUGAUGGAGCAUGCUUGGCAGUGUCUGUUUGAACAUUUGAUGUUCUGAAGUUUAAAGCUUUUCUUGGGUUUUUAAAAAUAACCAUACUGAAUGAAGUGCAGUUGGAGGACUUUGUGCCAGGACCCAAUGUUAACCAUUUGUUGACCAGCUGGCCCAUCACAUUUCCUCAGUUGGCCCACCCCCACCAAAGUUGUAUGGGCUUAAAGAUUACAACUUUGCUUUCGUAUGUAAUAGUAUUUUGGAGUCUGGAGAAAUGGCGGAAGCUAAUUGCAUCAAUACACAAACCUCAUGUAAACUCUUGAUAACUUCAAAGUGGGGGGACACAACCCACUGUUCAUUGGUCCAAGGUUAGGUUGUGUUUCUCCAGGCCAUUGUUCAUUUUGAAGCCCGUUUUCUGUGAAAUGUAUGUCAUUCUGUAACCUUAAUACAAUAUGGUGGAAUGUGAGACAUAAUUGACAUGGAAUCUGCUGCCUUCCCAAGCACAAGUUUCCAAAGGCCAUGUUUGCUCUCCUUAUCUCUUGCUUGCCCGAAAAGUGAAAUUGUAUAAUUGAAAAAGCAGCUCGGACAGCAAGAAAAAUACGCUUGUUUAAAAUAAAUUUAUAAUGAAUGAAAAGUUUAAACGUGAAGAAAUCAUUCCAUUGUUGAGGCUCAAACUGCCUCUGAGCACCAUGUACCAUUGCAGUUCAUGCACCAUUUCAAUCACUGAUACCUCUGUUUGUAUGCUGUUUGUUAAUGUAUUUGUGUUUAGAAAAAGAAAUUAAAAAGCGAAAAGUAA
Messenger RNA from Rhincodon typus (whale shark), 6741 nucleotides. Its product is annotated as SUMO-conjugating enzyme UBC9. Gene Ontology annotation, cellular component: nucleus. Gene Ontology annotation, molecular function: SUMO conjugating enzyme activity. The transcript is spliced from 9 exons. The coding region runs from base 426 to 902 and encodes 158 amino acids. Gene Ontology annotation, biological process: protein sumoylation. The record is from RefSeq and is a predicted model, not a curated record. Lineage: Eukaryota; Metazoa; Chordata; Chondrichthyes; Orectolobiformes; Rhincodontidae.